CUCUAUGCAAAUGUGUCUCACAGUAGACUAAGGCUAGAGGCAAAUACGAUGAAGAACCUCACGAAGAUUACUGAAUUUCUUCUCACUGGUAUAUCCGAUGAUCCACACAUCAUACAUGUUCUCUUUGUGCUCUUCCUCCUCAUCUACCUCAUAACCCUCAUCCUAAACCUUCUAAUUAUCUUCUUGGUCCUCACCGACUCCCAGCUUCAUAAUCCAAUGUUUUUCUUUCUUGGAAAUCUGGCUUUUCUGGACAUGUCCUACUCAUCAGUCACUGCUCCAAGGAUGCUCUCUGACUUAGUCACUGACAGUCGGUCGAUAUCCUUUCCUGCCUGCACAGCUCAAGUUUUUUUCUUUAUCUACUUUGCCAGCUCAGAACUCUUCUUGCUCUCUGCCAUGUCCUAUGACAGAUACACUACCAUCUGCCACCCUCUGCAUUACACUCAGAUCAUGUCCAAGAGAGCCUGCACCCACAUGGCAUCAGUGGUUUGGGUUCUUGGCUUUCUCUAUGCCAUGGUCCACACACUGUGCUCACUCAGGUUGACCUUCUGUGGCCCAUAUGCAAUCCACAAUUUCUUUUGUGACCUGCCCCAUCUGUUCCAGAUCACUUGUACUGACCCUUAUAUAAACAUCCUAGUCAUAUUCAUCGUAGGUGGAACUCUCGGACUAGGAGCCUUUGCUGUUACAUUUGUCCCAUACAUUCAUAUCCUAAACACCGUUCUCAGAAUACAGACUAACAGUGGGCGGUUUAAAGCUUUCUCGACUUGCACAUCGCACCUUACUGUGGUCUUCAUUUUUUACGGCUCUAUUAUAUUUAUCUACUUUGUUCCUUCCACUAGCAAACUAUUUUCUAUAAAUAGAGUAGUUUCGGUGACAUAUGCCCUAAUUAACCCCUUGCUUAAUGCCCUGAUCUACAGUAUAAGGAACAAAGACCUUAAGACAGCACUGAGGAAGGCAUUUCAUCAUGUACACUGGAACAAAUGAUGAUCCUUUAUCUUUAGUCACUGUCAGAGCUGUCCCAACAACAUAGGACACCGUAGGCAGGUGUCAAAAUCUAGAGCCCCCACCACACACCAAAACUAUGAAAUAUAGAUUUAUGAGAAAGAUGA
Messenger RNA from Pseudophryne corroboree (corroboree frog), 1106 nucleotides. RefSeq names its product olfactory receptor 1G1-like. The coding region runs from base 49 to 981 and encodes 310 amino acids. The record is from RefSeq and is a predicted model, not a curated record. Gene Ontology annotation, cellular component: membrane. Gene Ontology annotation, biological process: G protein-coupled receptor signaling pathway. Lineage: Eukaryota; Metazoa; Chordata; Amphibia; Anura; Myobatrachidae. The transcript has a single exon. Gene Ontology annotation, molecular function: G protein-coupled receptor activity; odorant binding; olfactory receptor activity.